Molecule: messenger RNA, 8078 nt
Organism: Sorex araneus (European shrew)
Lineage: Eukaryota; Metazoa; Chordata; Mammalia; Eulipotyphla; Soricidae
Gene: ZNF827
Product: zinc finger protein 827
Exons: 14
Coding region: 799-4818 (1339 amino acids)
Biological process (GO): regulation of gene expression
Cellular component (GO): nucleus
Source: RefSeq, a predicted model, not a curated record
UCCUCUUUGCUCUGUGCGUGUGCGUGUGUGUGUGUGUGUGUGUGUGUGUGCGCGUGCGUGCGUGCUUGUGUGUGUGUGUGUGUGUGUGCGUGCAUGUGUGUGUGUGUGUGCGCGCGCGCGUGUGUGUGUGUGUGCAGCCUCGAUCUUUGCCUCGCUCUGUGCCUGUGCCUGUGCGUGUGUGUGUGUGCGUGUGUGUGUGUGUGUGUGUGUGUGUGUGUGACAGAGCGAGCGAGAGAGAGCGCGAGAGGAGAGAGCGAGCGAGCGAGAGCGAGCCGGGGAGCGAGCCGCGAGCUGUGCAGCCGCCGCCGCUGCCCUUUGAUCCCCACAUUAGUGUUAGGGGCUCGGAGCCACCGCGCGCGGCCGGAGCCACCGCCGCACCGGCUCAUUUAUUUAUCCCUCCCAUCCGACACGCGAGCCCGGGACGCACACACACUCACACCUAGCCGCGCCGUUUCCAUUGAAGAAUAUUCACGCUCGGGGACCAGCCAGGUGCACGACCAAAAAAAAAAAAAAUUUUUUUUUUGAAAAAAAAAAAGAAAAGAAAAGAAAGGAAAGGAAAGAGAGGAGGAAAAAAGAGAGAGAGAGAGAGAGAAAGAAGAAGAAAACCCCCCUCUUCUCCGGGGCUCCAGGAAACCAGCUCCAAGCCAUUGCACACACCGGCGAGAAGGGGUUUCCCCCGGCCUGCCCGCCCGCCCCCCAACUCCCUCCCCUCUCCUGCCAGUGUCUGCCUCUCUGCCCCCACGGGGGUUUAUUUGAUCUCACAUUAACCAAGGAGGAGAAUGUGAGAAAAGGGGGAAAAUGCCCAGGAGGAAGCAGGAGCAGCCCAAGCGCCUUCCCUCACAUGUUAGUAGGCAGGACGAGGCGGAGGGCGAACUCAGCGAGGGAGAGCCGUGGUAUGGGAACUCCUCGGAGACCCCCUCGGAGGCAUCCUAUGGAGAAGUCCAGGAGAACUACAAGCUGUCGCUGGAGGACCGCAUCCACGAGCAGUCCACGUCGCCCGACACCUCCCUGGGGAGCGCCACCCCCAGCAGCCACACCCUGGAGCUGGUGGCGCUGGACGGCGAGGUGCUGCGCGACUCCCUGCAGUGUCCGGGCCACCUGUCACCCAGCGUGUCCUCCCUGUGCGACGACGACCCCCCGGGCGCCACCAAGCCCCUGAGCAGUAACCUGAGGCGGCUGCUGGAGGCCGGCUCCCUCAAGCUCGAUGCCGCGGGCGCCCCGGCCAACGGCAGGGCCGAGUCCCCGGUCGCCGUGGGCGCGAACCUCUCCUUUUCCCCGCCGUCCCACCAUGCCCAGCAGCUCAGCGUCCUGGCCAGGAAGCUGGCUGAGAAGCAGGACCCGAACGACCAAUACCCUCCAAGUAACCGUUUUAUCUGGAAUCAAGGUAAGUGGUUGCCUAACUCAACCACCACCUGCGGCUUGUCCCCGGAUUCCGCCAUCCUCAAACUGAAGGCCGCAGCCAAUGCCGUUCUGCAGGACAAGUCUCUCGCCAGGACGGAGGAGACCAUGCGAUUUGAGUCCUUUUCCUCCCCUUUUAGCGCCCAGUCCGCCAGUUCCACGCUGGCGGCCCUGUCCAAGAAAGUCAGUGAGCGAAGCUCGACUCCCGGGCAGGAGCACCUCCCUCCGGCCAGCUCCUUCCUCUCCCUGGCGUCCAUGACCUCCUCGGCGGCCCUGCUCAAAGAGGUGGCAGCCAGGGCCGCGGGCACGCUGCUGGCCGAGAAGUCGUCCCUGGUGCCCGAGGACGCCCUGCCGCCAGCGCCUUCGGAGAAGAAGCCGGAGAAAGUCAGCCCGCCGCCCCCACCGCCACCGCCGCCGCCGCAGUCCCUGGAGUUACUGCUACUCCCCGUCCCCAAGGGAAGAGUUUCCAAACCCUCCAACUCAGCCUCAGAAGAGGAGAGCGGGAAGCCUUUCCAGUGCCCCAUCUGCGGCCUGGUCAUCAAAAGGAAGAGCUACUGGAAGCGACACAUGGUGAUCCACACGGGGCUCAAGAGCCAUCAGUGUCCGCUCUGCCCUUUCCGCUGUGCUCGCAAGGACAAUCUCAAAUCCCACAUGAAGGUCCAUCAGCACCAGGACCGGGGGGAGACCUUCCAGUGCCAACUCUGCCCCUUCACCUCCUCGCGCCACUUCAGCCUCAAGCUCCACAUGCGUUGCCAUCAGCACUUCCUGAGGACAGAAGCCAAGGUGAAGGAGGAGAUCCCAGACCCAGAUGUCAAGGGUUCGCCCCACCUCAGUGACAGUGCCUGCCUGGGGCAGCAGAGGGAAGGAGCAGGGACAGAGCCCGAGAGGACUAGCCAGGGUGGGGCUGGCGUCUCGCCCGUGCUGGUGAAGGAGGAGCCCAAGGAAGAUAACGGCCUGCCAGCCUCCUUCCCCCUGACCGCAGCCGACAGGCCAGCCAAGCACACAAAGCUGAAAGAGCCGCCCGAGUGUGUGGCCAGCAGUGCGGCCGCCUUGUUCAGCCAGGACAUCUCUGUUAAGAUGGCGUCUGAUUUUCUCAUGAAGCUGUCAGCUGCAAAUCAGAAGGAGCCCAUGAACCUUCAUUUCAAAGUGAAAGAGGAGCCCAAGGACGAGGAGGCACUGGGUGCCACCGUGUCCCGGUCCAGCUACGUGUUCAGUCCAGAAGCAGAUGUGCCGGCCCCAGGCAUCGCUGAGGACACGCUGAAGGCCCAGGAGGGGAAGGGGAAUGUCCUAAGGCGGGAUAUGUCCGUCAAAGCAGCAUCAGAACUUCUCAUGAAGUUAUCAGCGGAAAGCUUCAAGGAGACGCAGAUGGUGAGGAUCAAAGAGGAGCCCAUGGAGGUUGACAUCCAGGACGCGUACGUCUCCGUCUCACCCAGCCGGAAUGUUGGCUACAGCACUUUAAUCGGGCGAGAGAAAGCCGAGCCCCUCCAGAAGGGACCAGAGGGCAGAGUGCCUCCGGAGAGGAACCUCUUCAGCCAGGACAUCUCGGUGAAGAUGGCCUCGGAGCUGCUCUUCCAGCUGUCAGAAAAAGUGAGCAAAGAACACAAUCACACGAAAGAAAACACCAUCCAGACCACUACCAGCCCUUUCUUUUCAGAAGAUACAUUUAGACAAUCACCAUUCACCUCCAAUUCAAAAGACCUGCUGCCCAGUGACCCUCUCCUCCCGGGAAGAAUAUCAGCGCCAGAAACGGAGAAGAUCGUGCUGGAGGCUGGCAAUGGGUUACCGUCCUGGAAAUUCAACGACCAGCUCUUCCCCUGUGACGUGUGUGGGAAAGUGUUCGGCCGGCAGCAGACGCUGUCCCGGCAUCUCUCGCUGCACACAGAGGAAAGAAAAUACAAAUGCCACUUGUGCCCGUAUGCUGCUAAGUGCCGUGCGAACCUCAACCAGCACCUGACGGUGCACUCCGUGAAGCUGGUCAGCACGGACACCGAGGACCUGGUCAGCGCCGUCACCUCCGAAGGCGGGGAUGGGAAGAAGCACCCCUACUACUACAGCUGCCAUGUGUGUGGGUUCGAGACGGAGCUCAACGUGCAGUUCGUCAGCCACAUGUCACUGCACGUGGACAAGGAGCAGUGGAUGUUCUCCAUCUGCUGCACGGCCUGCGACUUCGUCACCAUGGAGGAGGCCGAGAUCAAGACACACAUUGGCACCAAGCACACAGGGGAAGACAGGAAGACGCCCAGCGAAUCCAACAGCCCCUCCUCAUCCUCGCUGUCCGCUCUGAGCGACUCGGCCAACAGCAAGGAUGACUCCGACAGCUCCCAGAAGAACAAGGGCGGGAGCAACCUGCUGGUCAUCUCCGUGGUGCCCGGGAGCCAGCCUUCCCUGAACAGUGAGGAGAAGCCAGAGAAAGGGUUCGAGUGCGUUUUCUGCAACUUUGUCUGCAAGACGAAGAACAUGUUUGAGCGCCACCUGCAGAUCCACCUCAUCACCCGGAUGUUCGAGUGUGACGUGUGCCACAAGUUCAUGAAGACCCCCGAGCAGCUGCUGGAGCAUAAGAAAUGCCACACUGUCCCCACUGGUGGGCUCAAGUGCCCAUUCUGCAUUUACUCCACCAACCGCCCCGCUGCCAUGGAGUGUCACCUCAAGACCCACUACAAGAUGGAGUACAAGUGCCGGAUCUGCCAGACGGUGAAGGCCAACCAGCUGGAGCUGGAGACGCACACGCGCGAGCACCGCCUGGGCAACCACUACAAGUGCGAGCAGUGCGGCUACCUGUCCAAGACGGCCAACAAGCUGAUCGAGCACGUGCGCGUGCACACCGGGGAGCGGCCCUUCCACUGUGACCAGUGCAGCUACAGCUGUAAGCGCAAGGACAAUCUCAACCUGCACAAGAAGCUGAAGCACGCGCCGCGCCAGACCUUCAGCUGCGAAGAGUGCCUCUUCAAGACCACCCACCCCUUCGUCUUCAGCCGCCACGUCAAGAAGCACCAGAGCGGGGACGGCCCCGAGGAGGACAAGAAGGCCCGGGGCCCCGCGCCGCCUCCGCCCCGGGAGCCCGCCGGCCCCGGCGCCCCGCUCCUCGUGGUCAGCAGCUCCCGGGACCUGCUGUCUCCCCUCUCGGUCAUGUCGGCCUCCCAGGCCCUGCAGACCGUGGCCUUGACCGCUGCCCACGGCAGCGCCUCGGAACCCAGCCUGGCACUCAAGGCUCUGACCUUCGGCGGCCCCCCCUUGCGCCUCGACAAGUACCGGAACUCGGAUUUUGCCCACCUCAUUCCCUUGACCACGUUGUACCCCAAGAACCACGUGGACGUCACAUUCCACCCUCCCCGCCCGCAGACUGCGCCCCCCAGCAUCCCCUCCCCCAAGCACUCCUUCCUGGCCUACCUGGGACUCAGAGAACGAGCAGGGACUGUCUGAGGGCCGCGCUGCUCUCUACCAAAAACCAAGGGACAGACACGAACACGAAACCCACCCGCGAAACUUAACGCGCCCCGCCCGCCGGCAGGUGUUUGUUGCUGCAAAACCCCAGGCCCGCCCCGCCCGAACACGCGCGUCCCCGUCCGUCCGUCCUGCCCACGCGGGCGUCUGUCCUGCGGGGGCGGGCGGGCGGGCGGGCGGCGCCGCGUAUGCCUGAUGCAUCCACCCGAAAGCUGCUUUCUCCUCCGAUCUGCAAGAGGUGACCGUCGCGCUGUCCCCCCUUCCCCGCGAGGCAUGCCCACCCCAGCCUGCCCCGGGCCCCCACGCCCGGCCCGGCCCCCCGCGGCUCUCGCCGAGGAGCCUGCACUGGUUCUGCCCGAGCGCGCGCGCCCUUCCCAGCGUGUCCUUUCCUGCGGGCCUGCGGGGGUGCGCGCGCGCGAGUGAGGGUCCCCCAGGGGCGCGUUGUAUGUCGGACGCAUGUGCUUUUUGUCCUGGCGCCGGCGAUGGUUGCACUUGCCCCCCUCCCCCCUCCCUCACACACACACGGGAUGGGAGGUGUCCAUCGCCCCCUGUCCCCCUCUCUCUGCACACCCGCAUCACCAUCCCCCCUGCGCUCUGGCUACCCAGUGGUUAGGGCCGGGAGCUGCGGCCGCCCCUGCGGAGCGGGUACACACUCUCCCGGGCUGCCCAAGAUUUCCACCAGAGCCCUCUCCCCGCCCCGCCCCGCCCCGCCCCCGCCCCGGGAGCCUGGGCGCGCCCCCGGCGCCGACCCCGGGAGAAAGCUCUCGCAGCGCUGCAGCCAACACCCCCCUACACCUAAGCCUGUCGUUCUGUGUGUUUGCCCGCGCGUAUGCAAUGCCUGCGGUACACACCAGGGUGCGCCAUUCUGAAGGGCAGUUGAUCUAUCUCUAUACAUCAGCUCACACACACACACACACACACACACACACACACACACACACACGUGAUGUGUCAGUUCAGCGGUUACCAUUUGUUUGCAGGAAAAAAAAAUUAAUUGUAUGAGUGAAAAAAAAAUUUUUAUGCUUGAUAAGUCCAGCCAAGGAGAUUAAAAAAGGGGUUUGGCUAAAAUUCUGGGUAUAAAUGCUCAGACUAAAAAAACAAAAAAAAAAAUAUAAUGGCGGUUUUGCACAGUGCUUUGGUCUUGCACUACUUUCUGUUUCUCAUCUGCAAAAAAAAAAAAAAGAAAAAAAAAGAAAAAUUAACGGAAAUGUACCUUUUCUAUGAAAUGAGUAGACUGUAUGUUUGCAAAUGUAGUCACAAACUCUUUGACAUUUAACGACCCAACACAAAGGUGCUGUUUUGUCCUACGGUUCAGUUUAUUACCCAUUGUGUUUGCAGACUGUCUGGCCAGCACGGUAUUCUCUCCAUGUUAUGAAUAAUUCUGUAUUCCACUUUGUUAACGCCUGGUAGAUAUAACCUGCUAGGAGGCUAACUUUAUACUUAUUUAAAGCUCUUAUUUUGUGGUCAUUAAAAUGGCAAUUUAUGUGCAGCACUUUAUUGCAGCAAGCAGGUGUGGAUUGGUCACGCAGCCUUUGCUGAUUUUUUUACCCAGUGACGGUGGCGGGGGUGAGGAGGGGAGGAGCCGGAUGGCGUUGGGCUGAGUGUGCCCAUUGCUUGUAUUUUUAAGACAGCGGAAUUUCCAGUACGAAACAGGUCAAAAGAGCAGGAAGAAAUGUGCUUUGUAUCAUAGUGGGACGUUCGGGAUAUCAAAGUCUAUAUAUUAUUUAUCUACGGAAGAGCUGGUAUAGGGGAGCGAUGCUUUCUUACCGCCAGGCUCUCUGCCAGCCCGCGUACUCUAUAGAGUUGGGAUUUUUAUUUUUCCAUCCGUUUCACCGGGAUGGGGGGGGGGCGAGGGGGAGGGGAGGAAAGCAUCCCUCCUUUCCUUCCCCUCCGCCACACGUUGCUCCCCUGAAAGCGCCCCCUCUAACCCGGUGCCCGGAAGCGCCAAGACCCUACCCCCCGCUCCCCACCUCACCUGCUCUCCUUCUCCCGGACCUCGCGGUGUGCAUGACCCCCCCUGCCAGCCGGCCAGCCCUGGCAAACCUGUUUACACUCAGGAGACGUCCCCAGGGGACAGGGCGGCUGAGCUGCGGGGCGGGGUCCUGAGCCCUCCUCUUUCUCCAGCUGAGACACCUGUCGUUGACCCGAACAAAUGAACAUCCUUGGACCUGGUCGUUGUCCCAGACACUAGCCAGUUACCAGACACUACCACACUCCAAGAAUCCCAGCCCCUGGGCGGGUGACUUUUAUUUCUUUCCGUUUUUUUGUUUGUUUGUUUUUUCUUUUCCUCCCCGCCCCCCCCCCCAACACAUAAGUCGUGUCUUUGUCUCCAUAGAAUGGAAAAAAAAAAGUGCCACUUGGCUCCUCUGUGCUCUCAAAAAUACUAGCUCAGUGUGCUGAUAGCAAAGAGGGCCAGGGCGACCCUUCCCCCCCUUCACCUGGGCCCAGCAGCAAAGACCCGGGGGCGUGGCCAGGAGCAGCGCGGGUCAAACCCUGCCCCAUGGCAGCGACAGACUUCGCUGCACAGCGUCUGUGCAAUACCCAGGCCCGAGGCCGACACGGCCCAGGUGGAGAGGGGCGCGCGGACGGACUGCACAAUGCCUUCAUGCAUUUCACUGCUUCCUGCAACUGGGCAAGUCUAGCAGCGCUUUGGAAAGAGUCCUCCAUCUUUCCGGUAAAUUAUAAAACGUUUUCUGAGUGAGAAAAGGUGUGUUUGGAGUUUGUUUGACUUUUUUAUAUUAUUAUUAUUAUUAAUAAAGAGGAAAAAAAACUACAGCAUUUUUUUUUCAGACGCCACCAAGAUAAAAUAUGUACCCCUGAAUACGGUUUGCAGUUGGAUACUCAGGGAAGGAUGUAUUCCAUAGCUAUCCUUUCCGUGGAAAACACUCUUGUCUUCAAGAAAUUCACCGGCCAACUCACUUGGGUUCUGUUCUCACUAUGCAUUCUCCGAGGAAAGCGAGCUUAUUUUUCCAUGUAGUGAUGCAGUUCGCGUUCUCAGCACUUUCCUCCUCUCUCCUUGUUUUUUUUUUAACUCUCCAUAUUGUGUUCAGAGGAUCAUACUGUCGAGGUCUGUGUACAUUACUGAAAAAUUUGUAUUGUAUAAAGCUUUUUGCAUUACAAGGCUGUACAGGGUCAUUUUGACAGUAACUGCAUCUUAUGUCGCAUUGCCAAUUUCUAGUGUAUCCAGUUUGGAAGUAUAAUAUACUCUAAUUAAAAAAAAAACAAAAAGGUUGGCUAUA